Molecule: messenger RNA, 5468 nt
Organism: Chlamydomonas reinhardtii
Lineage: Eukaryota; Viridiplantae; Chlorophyta; Chlorophyceae; Chlamydomonadales; Chlamydomonadaceae
Exons: 14
Coding region: 119-4705 (1528 amino acids)
Molecular function (GO): protein binding
Source: RefSeq, a predicted model, not a curated record
GCUCGCUUUUUUCUUAGACCGGCACUGAGGGCACGGAAAGUUAUACGGUACCGACCCUGCAAAUUGCAGGCAUCAAGUAGACCCAAUAGUUGUUUCUACAGCUAGACACAACUGCAUAAUGGCUCCAGGAGCCCCCAAAACAGCGCCGGGCGCGGGCACAUCUGCAUACGUGGCGCAGCAGAACCCGGGCUCGGCGGACGCGGCCCAGCAGUCGCCGGGGGCCGCUGCGGACGUCGGCGAUGAGGCCGGCAACCUGGCCGCUGGCGAUGGAUUGGCGCUGGCCCCGCCGCCCGAGCUUGGCGGCCCCGCCACGUCAUCCUCCUCGGGUCUCGGGCUCAUGCCGCGCAUCGGCGAGGACGACGCCGCCGCCGCCGCCGGCGCCGCCGCUGGGGUCCUGGAGGAGGAGGAUGCGGGUGCCGACGGCGCCGACGAUGUCAGCAGUGGCGGCGGCGGCGGCAGCGGCGACCUGCCGUCGGCCGCCGCCGCCGCGGCGGCGGCUGUGCCGCUAGACACCGCGGCUCUGUCGGCGGCGGCGGCGGAGGUGCUGUCAGAGCUUGACGCCGCCGCCGCCGCCGCCGCCGCCGCUGGCGCUGGUGCUGGUGCUGGUGCUGGUGCUGGUGCUGAUGCCGGAGCCGUCAGCGCUGCGUCAGCGCAGGACGCGGCCAAGCCAGGUGCCGAGGCCGGCGGGGCGGAGGCGAAGGGCAUGUCAGAGGAGGCGGCGGUGGCGGCGGCGGCGCGGGCGACGGAGCUGCUCGCCAAGGCAGCGGCGGCGGCGGCGGCGCUGCCGGUCGCGGAGCCGCCCGCUGCCGCCGCCGCGGAGGGCGCUGGCGGCGCCACCCAGUCAGCGGAGUCGGCCGCAGCCGCCGCGUCUGCUGCCUCGUUCCCCGCCGCCGAGGCCGCGGCUGCAGCGGAGGGGUGCGCGCUGGUGGUGGCGUUGAGUCGGGCGGGGCGCGCGGCGCCGCUGCAGGGGCCGGGCUGCGGCGCGGCGGUGGCGCUCAUGAGGCUGGGCGGCUGCGCGGCGCUGGCGGACGCGGCCCGGGCAGCCGCGUACGACGCCCUGGGGGCCCUGUGCCGCUCCACCGCCGCCGGCAGUAGCAGCAGCGGUGCUGGUGGCAGUAGCAGCAGCAGCAGCAGCAGCAGCAGUGGCAGUAGCAGCAGCGGCGCCAAGUCGGCACGUGCCGCCGCCGAGGCCGCUACAGCCGCCGACCCCGCUCUCAACCGGGCGCUGGUGGAGGCGCUGCGGCGCUGGGGCGUGGCGGCCGCUGCUACAGCCGGCCCCACUGCUGCUACAGCCGCCGCCGGCGCUGCUACAGCUGGGCCUGCUGAGGCGGCCGCCCGCGCCGCCGCCGCGCUUCGCGCCGUCGUGGCUCUAUCCGCCUCCGCCGCACCGCUGGCGGCGCUACUGCGGGCUCGCCUGCUCAGCGCCCUCGCUGCCAUGCUGGCGGCGGCCAUUGCUACAGCCGCCCCGUCCGCCGCUGCGGCAGGCGGCGGUGCUACAGCCUCGGCGGCGGCUGCGGCGGCUGUGGCGCUGCCGCUGCAGCGCAGUGCGGCGGCGUUUCUGUCGGGCUUGUCAGCACACGGGCCGCUGAGCAAACCCAUGAUGUCGGCGGGCAUCCACGUGCUCGCGGUGCGCCUGGCCGCCAGCGCCCGCGCCCCACCCUCGCUGCGCGAGGCGGGGGCGGGCAUCAUCGCAAACCUGUGCCUGGGGCCUGCUACAGCCGCUGCUACAGCCGCUGCCGCCGCGGGCGCGGCUACUGCCAACCCGGCGGCGCAAUCGGCUCUGGCGGCGGAGGGCGCGGGCGGUGCCAUCGCGCGCAUGUUUGCGCUCCGAAACGUGUCGGCCCUGUGCGCCGCCUGCGACGCGCUGUCCAACCUCACACUGGGUGGCGCGCCCGCCGCCCAAGCCACCGCCGCGCCCGCCGUGCCGCCGCUGGCUGCUCUGCUGGCGUCUGGGCUGGGGCCGGGGGGGCAGCCGCUGGUGCUGGCGGUCAAGGGCGCGAGGGCGCUGGGGAACGCGUGCAUGGGGCAUGCGGCCAACCAGGCGGCGGCGCUGCAGGCGGGUGUGGUGCCGGUGCUGGCCGCCUGGCUGUCUAGCGGCAGCGGUCCGCUGCUGCGCGCGGCGGCGGCCGCCCUCGCGAACCUGUGCCUGCACAACGGCGAGUUGGUGGCGGCGGCGGUGGGCGGCGGCGUACUCGGGCCGCUGCUGCAGAUGAUCAUGAUGACACCCGGCGGAGGCGCUGGCGGCGGGGGCGCUACAGCCGCUACAGCCGCGGCGGCGGCAGAGCCGGCGCUGCAGCCGCUUCAGGCGGCGGGGGGUGGUGGUGGUGGUAGUGCGGACAAGGGCAUGGCGGCGGUGGCGGUGGCAGCAUCUGGCGACGAGUCGGAGACAUCGGCGGCAGCGGCGGCGGCGGCUGCAGCUGAGGGCGCUGCGGCCACACCCACCACCCCCACGCCCCCAGCCGCCGCCCCCACACACGUGCUCCCCACGGAUCUGUUUGAGAGGGCGGCGGCGCUGCUGGGCGUGCUGACGGCGGCCAGCCCCGAGCUGCGGCAGCAGCUGCUGAGGCAGAGCGGGCUGCUGCGGCUGCUGGUGGGGCGGCUGGCGGCGGCGGGGGGCGGCGCCACGCCGGGUGGGGCCUCCCACUGCCUGGGCAGUGUGGUGAUGGGUCAGCCGGCGCUGCAGUCCGCACUGCUACAGCUGAACGGCAGCAGCAGCAGCGGCAGUAGCACCAGUGGCGGCGGGAGCGGCAGUAGCAGCAGCAGCAGCAACGCAGCUGAGCAGCCGCAACAGGAUCCAACGCAAGGCGGUGAGGCCACGGCCUCGGCCUCGUCGGAUGCUACUGCCAACACCAGCAGCGGCAGCGGCAGUAGCAGCAGCCCCGCCCCCACAGGCAUCAUGGGGCCGGGGCAUCCCGACCUGCCGGAGAGGCUCGUGUCCCUGCUGCGCGUCGCGUCCGGGAGCAGCAGCAGCAGCAGCAGCAAUGGCAGUAGCAGCAGUAGCAGCAGUGGCAGUAGCAGCAACGGCAGUAGCAGCAAUGGCAGUAGCAGCCAGACGGGGCGGCCACUGCCGGCGCUUGCGACGGAGGUGGCGCGGCUGUGCGGCGCUCUGUGCUUCAGGUCCAACACCGCGGCUCAGCUGCGGCUGGCGCGGGCGGGGGUGCUUGAGGAGCUCGUGGCCCUGCUCCGGCUCAACUCUGUUCCGGCCGUGUGCGCCGCACUCAUGGCGGCCGCCAACCUGUGCGGCGGUUGCGCGCCCAACUGCCGCCGCCUGCUGCGACUGACCACGACAGACAUGGAGGCGGCGGCGGCGGCGGGCGCGGCGGGCGCGGCGGCGGGCGACGGCGGCGGCGGCGGCGGCAUCGCGCCCGAGCUGCAGCGGCUGCUGCGCGUGCGCGCUGAUGAGGUGGUGGCACGCGCCGCCUACCUCACAGCCGUCCUCGCCGCCGAUGGAGCCGACCCGGCCGCCCCGGCUACUGCCACUGCUGGUGCUGCUACUGCCACUGCUGCUACUGCCAAUGCCGCUACUGCUACUGCCACCACUGGCGCUACAGCCGCUGCCGCUGGUGGUGCAGCGGGAACGGCGCCGGCGGCGGCGCUGGCCGCUGCGGGCCUGGUGCCGCCGCUGGUGCGCUGCCUGCGCCACCCCUCGCCCGAGGUGGCGGCGCGGGCUGUAGCAGCCCUGGAGGCAUUAGUAAAGGGCCACAAGCCCAACGGCAUGGCUGUAGCAGCAGCCGGCGGCGUGCUGCAGCUGGCGGCGCUGAUGGAGGCGCACGGCAGUAGCACCGGCGGCGGCGGCGGCAGUAGCUCGGCUGUAGCAGGCGGCGCGGCUGCUACAGCCACGGCGGCGGCCGAGGGCAAGGGCGCCGCGGCGGCGGCUGUAGCAGCGGCGAGCAGCAGCAGCGGCAAGGGUGCGGGCGGUAAGGUGGCCCUCAAGGGCAGUCGGAACGCGCAGCUUCGCGCAAUGGAGGCGGCGGCGGCGCAGAAGACGCAGCUGGCGGCGGCGGCGGCGGCGGCGGGCGCCGAGGCUGGGCCGCAGGGAGGGGCGGCGGCGGCGGCGGCGCAGCAGCAGUCGGCGGCGGUGCAGGGUCUGCUGCGGAGGGCGGUGGACCUGUGGUGGGCGCUGGGCGGGCCGGCGGCGCUGGUGCGACUGCUGGGGCACAAGUCGCCCGCUGUGUCGGAGCGGGCCGCGGCGCUGGUGGCGGAGACGGCCGAGGCGGGCGACGCUGCAGCGCUGACGCGACUGGCACGCGCGGGCGUGGCUCCCCCCCUGCUCGCCGCCUGCCGCCACCGCCACCCGGCAGUAGCAGCCACAGCCCUGAGAGCCGUGGAGGCGCUGGCACGCGCACCACCCGUGGCAGCGCCGGGCGGUGCUGCUACUGCUACUGCUGGUGGUGCUGCUACUGCUGCGCCGACGGCGGCGGCGGCGGUGUUAGGAGGUGGCGGUGGCGGCAAGGCGCAGGGUGGCAAGGGCGGCAAGGGGGGUGCCGGCAAGGGUAAAGCGGCCGCGGGCGGCAAGGGCGCUGCUACUGCCACCGCCGUUUCUGCUGCUACUGCCGGAGGUGCUACUGCCGGAGGUGGCGGUGUGAGCCUGAAGGCUCAGCUGGUGGAUGCGGGCGCGCUGUCGGUGCUGCAGGCGCUGCAGGCCCACAAGCGCGCGGCGGUGGCUCGUCAGGCGGCCGCGGCGGCCGCAGCCAUGUUCGCAUGAGGAGUGGAUGCAGGAAUGGAGGAAUUGGAGGCGUCCGGGGGUUUAACUCUGCACCAAUCCCGUCAGGAAGCAGUCGCGCUGCAAGGAGGCGGUAGUGGAGGCGCGCCCGCACCAUUGCAUUACACAUGGCAUACACACACACACAGCGGACACAGGGCGACACGUGGGGUCUUGUUAGGAUGACGGCUGAUGGUGAUGUGCGGGUGGGGAGGUGGAUGGCAUGGUCCCCCCUUGCUUGCAAAGGGGAUGCAAGCCCUGCUGAGUAGCAGGAAUGCGGCGUUAGCCCCGCAAUCAAGUUUGCAGCACUUUGGCAGUGGCGCCUGAGUCCUUGGGUGCUGGCUGCUGCGCCCAUGCCUGCUGCUGGGGUGGCAUUGUGAUGUGUGGUGCGUGCGAUUCAUGCGAUACGGUAAUGCUGGCGAGUUAGGACGAAUGCGGGGAUAGGCGCAACGCACGCCGAGUGGUGGCGGAGAGCUGGCUGGGUCGUAGGCAUGGUAUAAGGCCAGGGUGGGACUACUGUGGUGAGUGGCAGGGGCGGUAGGUGCGGGCCGGUGCCGCCCCACAGCACACGGCGCCGGCAGGGCGCGGCUUGGGCAGCGGUCAGAGAGGAAGUGUGCAGCCUAGUGUGUGAUUGAUUACAUGUUGUGCCAACAAGUAAGUUGCAAUGCGCUUGCGGUUGGCGACCCACAUACCGUAAUGCCGCCUGCCGAGUACCGACUCAGCGCUCGCUCGCUUGUAUGUAUUUUGUUGAUGUUUGCGCUGAGGC